Messenger RNA from Pochonia chlamydosporia 170, 1596 nucleotides. RefSeq names its product 6-phosphogluconate dehydrogenase. Gene Ontology annotation, cellular component: cytosol. NCBI's taxonomy places the organism in Eukaryota, Fungi, Ascomycota, Sordariomycetes, Hypocreales, Clavicipitaceae. Gene Ontology annotation, molecular function: NADP binding; phosphogluconate dehydrogenase (decarboxylating) activity. Bases 1 to 1596 code for a protein of 531 amino acids. The record is from RefSeq and is a predicted model, not a curated record. Gene Ontology annotation, biological process: pentose-phosphate shunt; pentose-phosphate shunt, oxidative branch. The transcript has 5 exons.
AUGUCUGGCCCCGUCGCUCGGCUGGCGAAUCUCAAGCUUGGUGGCGCCCAGCAACCUCGACAAUCUCCCCUACCCGCUUCAAAUGUUGCUUCCGGCCAAGCUUCAAGAAAUGCUGACAAUGUUCCAAGCGCGGAUUUGGGCCUUAUCGGCCUCGCUGUCAUGGGACAGAACCUCAUCAUGAACAUGGCUGACCAUGGUUUCACAAUUUGCGCAUUCAACCGAACUGUAUCAAAAGUCGACCGAUUCCUGGAGAACGAGGCCAAGGGCAAGUCCAUUGUUGGUGCUCACACCGUCGAGGAGUUUGUUAGCAAGCUCAAGUCCCCUCGCCGUGUCAUGCUCCUCGUCCAGGCUGGUCAGGCCGUCGAUGACUGGAUCGAGAAGCUUCUGCCCCUUCUGGAGAAGGGCGACAUCAUCAUUGAUGGUGGUAACUCUCACUUCCCCGACUCCAACCGCCGCACCAAGUACCUGGUCAGCAAGGGUAUCCGAUUUGUCGGAUCCGGUGUCUCCGGUGGUGAGGAGGGUGCCCGCUACGGCCCUUCUCUGAUGCCCGGUGGUAACGAGGAAGCCUGGCCUCACAUCAAGGACAUUUUCCAGAGCAUCGCUGCCAAGAGCGAUGGCGAGCCCUGCUGUGAAUGGGUCGGUGACGAAGGUGCUGGCCACUACGUCAAGAUGGUUCACAACGGCAUCGAGUAUGGUGACAUGCAGCUCAUUUGCGAGGCCUACGACAUCAUGAAGCGUGGUCUUGGUCUCUCCAACAAGGAGAUUGGUGACGUCUUCACAAAGUGGAACAAGGGUGUUUUGGACUCUUUCCUGAUUGAGAUUACCCGCGACAUCAUGUACUACAAUGACGAGGAUGGCAAGCCCCUGGUUGAGAAGAUUCUUGACCAGGCCGGCCAGAAGGGUACCGGCAAGUGGACUGCCGUCAACGCCUUGGACUUGGGUAUGCCGGUUACCCUGAUUGCCGAGGCUGUCUUGGCCCGCUGCCUGUCUGCCAUCAAGCCUGAGCGAGUUGAGGCUUCCACCAAGCUUCAGUACGUCUCUCGCGGCAGCGGCAAGUUUGAGGGCAACAAGGAGCAGUUCCUCGAGGACCUUGAGCAGGCUCUGUAUGCCUCCAAGAUUAUUUCUUAUGCCCAGGGCUUCAUGCUGAUGCAGGAGGCGGCCAGAGAGUUCGGCUGGAAGCUGAACAAGCCUUCGAUUGCCCUCAUGUGGCGUGGUGGCUGCAUCAUCCGCUCCGUCUUCUUGAAGGACAUUACCGCCGCCUACCGCAACAACCCCGACCUGAAGAACCUGCUCUUCGACGACUUCUUCAACAAGGCUAUUCACAAGGCCCAGCCCGGCUGGAGAGACGUUGUCUCCAAGGCCGCCGAGCUCGGUAUCCCUACUCCCGCCUUCUCUACUGCUCUGUCCUGGUUUGAUGGCUACCGCACCAAGGACUUGCCCGCCAACCUCCUCCAAGCCCAGCGUGACUACUUUGGUGCCCACACUUUCCGCGUCAAGCCUGAAUUCGCCAGCAGCAAGUACCCCGAGGGCAAAGAUGUCCACGAAAACUGGACUGGCCGUGGUGGCAACGUCUCUGCCUCCACUUACCAGGCAUAA